Paramuricea clavata is the source of this 13311-nucleotide messenger RNA. The record is from the annotation of a GenBank genome assembly. NCBI's taxonomy places the organism in Eukaryota, Metazoa, Cnidaria, Anthozoa, Malacalcyonacea, Plexauridae.
AUAGAAUUGUGUAGAAUUGUUAUUUCUGUUAAAUAGAUCAAUAAUAUAUUUUGAAAAUUCCUAGACAGGAAAUCAGAAAGCCACUUAAGAUCAAAGCUUGAUCACCAGACCGCAACCAGACGCCAGAUGUUUUGUAAUAUAUUCAGAAAGAAAGGCAUCACAAACAUCAAGGCAUUAAUGUUUUACAGUGCGAACGACCUUCGGAGAAACAUUGUUGCUGUGAAAAUUUCUGGUAGGUUUGUUCAUAUUUCUGCAUUACAUUCACACUAGAGCUGACGAGAUCGCAACUGAGCGCAAAUUUGUCGAGUUUCAUCUAUUCACACGGGAAUUCGUGCGGUUAUCUGAGCUCGAAUUGUCCGCCUUCGUGGAACGCAAAGCAAGAAAGUUCAAACUUGAGCAUUGAACGUAGUCUCAGACCAUACUCAAGUUUUCAUGAUUUCUCAUGAGUGUUCUCCUAGGACGUAUCAAACCAGACCAACUAGAGCCCAGCUGACCGUACCAAUUCCCGUGUGAACACAUGAAAGCGAACUAUUAAAUGCGUGAUGUAUACGGUUCUGAAUUCAUCAGAUUUCGUACGAUCAGAGUCUCAAUGUACGAAAUUUCUAAUUGUAAGUCCUUCUCAAUGAGAUGCAAUAGCCCAUAGUGAGUUGCUUCGUGCGAGGACUAGUAGAAAUUAGGCUUUAUGGAAUAAAAUAUAAAUACUAGAAUAUUGUGAAAUAUUUGGUAUACAACAUAAGCACUGACAUGUUGCGCUUCGAGUAAACGCUCAUAUAAAGCUACAGUUCAUGUUUGGUGUUUGAAUAAAGGAAAAUAGAUGUUGCCUUAUUCGAUCUUCAGAAACACUAGAUCUAUAUUUUGAUAUUCGCAGUAAUAUAGACUUUUUAUAUUCAUAGCAAAUCUGCCAAAUCAUUGUUUGUUUUAAUACUAUGUCUUGAACUGAUGCGCAUGUGCAGUUAGGGAUGGGCUAGAGUACAACAUCACGUAUAUCAAGAACUAGAUUUUGCUAUCAUGUUAACUUAUAGAUAUUCGUAGUACAUAAAUUGUGUUUAUUUUUGACCUACAAUCAAUCGACUUGAUCCAACUUUUUAGUAUCACAUACAAACUUUCACAUUCUUCAACUGUAUAUAAUUAUGUAAGGCAUAAGCCCCUCUUUCAAUAAAAACUGACCAAGUUAACAUAACCUAACCUUUUGACUAUAUAGUCCCAAUAUAGUCAUACAUUUUAAGUAUGUAUACGAAUGUUCUCCUGAGCAGUUUUAGGUAGGUAUAUGAGCAUAUUUUUUUAGGUAGGUAUACGAAACACCGCGGAAAAACGUCUGCGCAUGCGUCAACCUUACCUGUGAACUUGAUGAGAAGCUGUUCCGAACGUUUCCGAAGGCUCAAAAUGGCGGUAAAAAGGAGUGACUUCAUUGUGCGUCUUUACAGCCAGAUUUCGAGCGCAAAAAUAAACAUGUCAUUCUAAAAACUAGAAAUAAAUACAGCCAGAAGGUUCAAGAAAUUGUAUUGUACAAGAACAUGAACUAAAGGUGAUUGUUGACAAAUUUAUCGUCUGAAACAUUUUGUUUAUCAACUAAGCAAUGACAAUUUCCAUACUUUAAAUGCAAGGACGCUUUCAAUUAAUGUCUAGUCUACCCAUUUGCUAUAUUUUCUCGUUUGUUUUACUAAUUUUUGACCAAUUAAUAAGCAUGUUUUUGUUUUAGAAAUUGAUAUUCAAAUUCCCCGCCAUAUUUUCAUAAUUUGGUGCAUGCGCAGACGUUUUUCCGCGGUGUUGGUAUACGAGUGUGCUCAUGAGCAUAUAUACUGAGCAUGCUCAUGAGCAUACUGGUUUUAAGUAUGUAUAGUCACAAAAUUUUCUAAGUGACUUUGUGACUAUAACUAGUUAUUUUUAUUCUAUGGUAGCUUGUAUCAGUAAUUUGUAUGUGGGCCCUGAAGAGAUAUAUGCGUACUCCACGUAUCCAUGCAAAGCCUAAGACAACCUCAUGUAUAUUGACAUUACAGUGAUAAAACUAUAAGUAUCCAGGUGCCUUUAUGCAAAUCCCCCAACCAACCCCUCAAACAGCUUUGUAUAUCAUAAUUAAAUAAGGUUAACAUUGAUUUGGCCAACUCUACAAAUAAAAUUUGGACAGAUAUACAGGGUGUAUCAAAAUAAACGCAAUUCAUCUUUUGUGCUUAAUAACUUUCGAAAUACUAUUUCUAGUUAAACGCUUUUAGGCUUACUUCAGAGUCUGUUCUUUUCUCUUUCAAACAAACUAUUAUCCUUGUCUCCAAUGCUGGUAAUAAUUGCACAGGAAAAGAUUUAGUAAAACCUAUCAUUUUUAGUUGCUGUUUAAUUAUGCAAGUUUACUAUGUUAUUGUUUAGUCGGUUUAAAUGUUAGAAUUUUCUUCUUUAAACUUUAAUGUUGUCGUAACAUAGGUGCAUUUUGUCUGCGCAUGCGCGAAAAUCGUUCCGUGCGAUUGCAAAUGGCGGACUUUAAAGGGUUUGUGAGUUUUGUCACGGUUUUUAUGAAAAAUAUGGACUGAAUUCUUGUUCGAUCUCUCAGAAUUCGUGUUAAUCCUACGCAGGUAAGGGUAUUAGUUUUAUUACAGUUUAAUUCUCUCCAAAAUUCAUGGUCUUUCGUUUAAAUUUUCGUCAUUUGCUCGACACGAUGAUGCCUUUUAUAGUCCCCAUUUCUAUAGUCAGUUGAGCUUAAUAUGUAAGUUACUCGCUUGUUUGGCGUGUUUUCUUGUUUUAAAUAGGUUUAUAAUCUUUCUAUGGUUGGAUAUUCUUGAAUAGUAUGAGUAGUUAUGAAAAUAAUGAAAAUCUACUGCCAUAAUUUUUGGAUCAAUAUGGCUGUUUGCAUUUGGUUGAAUAGAGAUCUUGUAGUAAACCCUAUACCGUUGCUUUAGGUUGAAAUUUUCCAAAAUAAUAUAUUUUCCUGCAAAACUUUUUUUCUACUUUCUGAUACUGGUUGUAUUAAGUGUUAAAAAUGUUGCAAAUCCCUGAUCCCUGUUAUAUGCAAAUAUAUUGAUGCAAUACAGGAUCUGGGAGAAGAACCCAAAUUCCAAAAUAUAUAACAAACUUCUUUUUGUGUGUGGUGAUAAACAAAUCAGAAGUGAGUCAUACAAACUUUCCCAUAUUUUUUCCACAAAUUAGAUCAGGCGUUGUGAUGGAAAGGACGUCAAGUUUGAUAGCAAAAAAAUUUGGAAAAGGGUACUUUUAGCACAAUCAUGUCGUCAGCCCAUGCUCCAAACAUAUAUGGGACUAGCUACGUGACAGUAAGUUGUAAAAAUAUUUUUUAUUGUGUAUUGGUGAGUUUUCAGUGAUAAUUUUUUGUUGUAGAGCAAGGUGUUAUUCCAUUUUGUUAAAUUUACAAGAUUUAAUGUUCAGAUGAGGUAUUUAUCUGAACAAAAAUAUUGCUAUAAGAUUACCAUUUCUGGUCACAAAUGCUAAAUUAUGGGGUUUAAUUGACCUUCAAGGUUAAUAAAUAGAAAUUCUGAAAAAUCUGUACAUACAAACUUCACUAAAACAGUAUAUGUUCUUCCAAAUCAUCUGUCUCACAGCUUAAAAGUGUUUGAUCAUCUGGAAAAAUUUGGAAAAGUACUCAUUUUUAGCAUCAUAUAUGUAAAUUAGAUAUACAGCCAGAAUAUUCAUUCCCAACUUAUUGGGUAAAAGAAAGGAGCCACCAUUAUAGUGGGGAAUGUCGACCAAUUAGCCUUGUUAUGUUUGGCCAUACAAACCAUGCUGCUAUGAGACUGGCACGUUAAAUUGUUUCGAUUCUCAAAUCUGUCUGAGAUUAUAUUCGACUCUACCCAAUAAGUCGAGAAUGAAUAUUCUGGCUUUAUAUCUAAUUUACAUUAUAUGAUGCUAAAAAUGAGUACUUUUCCAAAUUUUUCCAGAUGAUCAAACACUUUUAAGCUGUGAGACAGAUGAUUUGGAAGAACAUAUACUGUUUUAGUGAAGUUUGUAUGUACAGAUUUUUCAGAAUUCCUAUUUAUUCACCUUGAAGGUCAAUUAAACCCCAUAAUUUAGUAUUUGUGACCAGAAAUGGUAAUCUUAUAACAAUAUUUUUGUUCAGAUAAAUACCUCAUCUGAACAUUAAAUCUUGUAAAUUUAACAAAAUGGAAUAACACCUUGCUCUACAACAAAAAAUUAUCACUGAAAACUCACCAAUACACAAUAAAAAAUAUUUUUACAACUUACUGUCACGUAGCUAGUCCCAUAUAUGUUUGGAGCAUGGGCUGACGACAUGAUUGUGCUAAAAGUACCCUUUUCCAAAUUUUUUUGCUAUCAAACUUGACGUCCUUUCCAUCAUAACGCCUGAUCUAAUUUGUGGAAAAAAUAUGGGAAAGUUUGUAUGACUCACUUCUGAUUUGUUUAUCACCACACACAAAAAGAAGUUUGUUAUAUAUUUUGGAAUUUGGGUUCUUCUCCCAGAUCCUGUAUUGCAUCAAUAUAUUUGCAUAUAACAGGGAUCAGGGAUUUGCAACAUUUUUAACACUUAAUACAACCAGUAUGAGAAAGUAGAAAAAAAAGUUUUGCAGGAAAAUAUAUUAUUUUGGAAAAUUUCAACCUAAAGCAACGGUAUAGGGUUUACUACAAGAUCUCUAUUCAACCAAAUGCAAACAGCCAUAUUGAUCCAAAAAUUAUGGCAGUAGAUUUUCAUUAUUUUCAUAAUUACUCAUACUAUUCAAGAAUAUCCAACCAUAGAAAGAUUAUAAACCUAUUUAAAACAAGAAAACACGCUAAACAAGCGAGUAACUUACAUAUUAAGCUCAACUGACUAUAGAAAUGGGGACUAUAAAGGCAAGCAUCGUGUCGAGCAAAUGACGAAAAUUUAAACGAAAGACCAUGAAUUUUGGAGAGAAUUAAACUGUAAUAAAACUAAUACUCUUAUCUGCGUAGGAUUAACACGAAUUCUGAGAGAUCGAACAAGAAUUCAGUCCAUAUUUGUCAUAAAAACCGUGACAAAACUCACAAACCCUUUAAAGUCCGCCAUUUGCAAUCGCACGGAACGAUUUCCGCACAUGCGCAGACAAAAUGCACCUAUGUUUGUUGUCGUCACUACAUCUGGAAAACCACGUAAGAACAAAUUUAAAGUAUUUUAAAAGAGACCAGGUUGUUUAAAAAUCCUAAACGAAUGCUAAAAAUCGUCAAAACGUUGUGGUGUCUGAGCCAGAGUGUCAUCGAAUUGCGAUGUAAUGUAAACAGAAAUUAUAGCAAGUUGAUGUCAGUCAGCUUAGAUGGUCCAAGCCAAAAUUAUAUCGCAUUUGAAGUUUCAAACUGAGUUAAAAAUAGUGGAAGAAAAGCCGUAAGUAUACUUAUUGUUACAAUCCAUUUAAUAAAAUGCAACAUUUUUUUGUUUUAAUGAAAAAAUCAGUUAUUUUCAUAAGAACGAUUUGUUAUUCCAUCUCAAUUUUUUUAAUCUCCAAUCGCAAUAACGUAAAGUAUUAUUACCCGCGAACCAAUGAGUCAAAUUUAAGAAACAACCCACUGUCAGAAAGCUGAAUGGCUACGCUUUAAAAUGAAUGUAAACUUUAACGUUUUCGUCUAUUAUUUGUUUAGCAAUUUACAUUUCUGUUGAGGAUUGCGCUUUUUUUUAUACACCCUGUAUAGUGAGGAUUAUGUUUGACAUGAUAUAUUAAUGUAACAGUGCAAUAUGUAGCAUGUUGCUGUUGGUUGGGCUGCAAACCCAAGAUGUGGACAUUAUUUUUAAAACAUAUUCUGUGAAAUUAUUCAGCAAUAUUAUUUUAUCACUACAGGGAAUAAACAUUUUAUCAAUCUGUUUCAAGUUGAAUUAUUGUUAUUUAUUUAAAAGAUUUGUGUUUUCUGAUUAGCUAACAGCCAACGGUGAAACUCUCAGUGAAACUCAGCCUUUGGCUUCUGUUGAUAAAACAAACUUUGGUAUCAAUAAUUCUUCAAUCCAUGCAAAACCAAAUUCAAAAAUUGUUCAAUAUUGCCGAAAUCUCAUCAUGGAACCACUGAAAUCUAGUAGCCUCAAAAUAAUUUAAUGGAAAGAUGUACUCCAUCUAUUCGAUAUAGAAUAUAUUAAUUAAAUAAAAUUUGAAAUAUUAAUAUACAACUCAAACACUCACAUCAAAUUUGCUAAACUGGCAAAUGCAAAGCGAGGGAAAUAUAUUAAACUAUAGUUUUGCUGUGUUUGACGACGAUUCAAGCAAGUUUUUGCAAACUUUUACCAUUUUCAAUAGGACAACAGUGUCAAAACAUCACAAAAUAAAAGUGUUAAAUUAUCUUACACAUGUAUUUAUCGCUUACCUUUCCUACAGAUUCUUUCGAAGGCAAUUGGGAUAAAUAACAAAUCCUCUUGCUGCUUUAUAGGAAUCCAAAUUCAUUUUCAUAAUGUCGUUAUCUUGACUAUCUUGUGCAUUGUCUUCGUGAAAUAUAAUAUCUGCAUUCAGUUCAUGUAGUUCAUUCACUCCAAACAUGCUUUAUUCACUUCCUGUUAAUACCAUCAUCAAUUUCCGGGAUGUCCAAAAUCUUCGUUUUUUCGCCUUCUUCUGGUUUUCGGUAUCGUCAAAGAUGCGAUGUCUUUUGUUGCCAUGCGCUCUUUCAUUCAUUAUUUAUACCCCUGGUUCAUCCUGAAUGGAAAUUGAAAAUUGUUCAUCGUUAAAUUUACCCAAUCAUUUUGGCGCUUCAGAUACUUUUAAUCAACCCUACUAGAUUCAAGACUGUAAAAAUGCUUUUUUAUAAAGUUGCGUCAAGUUUUUUAUGAAAAUGUCUAGCCAUUUAUCAAAAUCCUCAAUUUCGCAAGUUAGUUUGAAAUAAUAUUUGAAAUAUUAAAUGACCUAAGGCUAUGAAUAUUUGUGGAAUUAUAAAAUUUGUUUUUUCCUUACGACGACUGUUGAUAUUUUAAAAGUUGUAGCUAUAACACUAUUAUUCUCUAAAAGGAUUCUAAAGUACUGCAUAUUAUGUCAAGCAUUUUUUUAGCAUUUUAUAUAAACGGGCUUGGGCUAUUUCCCUUCCAUUUUUUUAUUCAUGUUUUAAGUGGCGGAAAAAUUACUCAAAAUUCGCCAUACUUCUUCUUCUCUUCAGCAAUUAUUAAGAUUUCUAUUUGCAACUAUCGAAUUUUUAAUUCGCAAAUACCACUGAAAGGCGAAUCGCAAUUUUCGAUCUGCUUAUGAGCUUAUUUAUAGAUGAUGUUUGUGAUCUCAUACUCUGAGUGUAUAUCCACAUCGGACAAGCUUGAAUAAUAUGCCUGGCCACGGUGGGAAUCGAACCUACGACCUUUGGAAUACUAGCCCAAUGCUCUGCCAACUGAGCCACGCGGUCAGAUCGGUUCAAGUAUGUGAUAUUUCGGAACAGAAUCUAGUUCCUUCGAUAUCAUCUAAUAAUCUAAUAAUCAGUAGUAAUAAUCACAGAAAAAUCAUUACUGAUUAUUAGAUUACAUUGAUAUCGAAGGAACUAGAUUCUGUUCCGAAAUAUCACAUACUCGAACCGUCCUGACCGCGUAGCUCAGUUGGCAGAGCAUUGGGCUAGUAUUCCAAAGGUCGUAGGUUCGAUUCCCACCGUGAUCAGGCAUAUUAUUCAAACUUGCCCGGUGUUACACUCAGAGUAACAUCACAAGCAUCAUAUUCACCUGAGUACACUACACCAACACAGAAAAAUUAUUUAUAUAUGUUUUACAAGCCAGGGGAAUUUAGGGAAAGAAAGUUGUCCCAAAAUGAACAAUUGUGCCUCAACAUCGAUUGAUCAACGAAUGAACAAUCACCUAACAUUUCUAUUUCUUUAUUUUUCAACAGAUAAAUUUUUGAAAAAAUCUUUUCAUAUCGACCACUGAUUUCCAUGGCAAGCACCUAAAAGUCAUUCUUUCCAGGAUUAAUCAGGUAACACUUUUUCUAUAGUUUAUUGUCUAUACAUAAUAUAUUACUACAGUGACUGUACUGUUUCACUGUGCUCAGUAAACCCCAAAAAUUUUACCUGCCUACCUACUUAAUGGAUAACUAAAUCAUUUAGGAAGAUCAAAAUUUUCUCAUUUUGUUGGCAAACGUAAUGUACUGGAAAGAAUUGAGUUUUAUUGCUAGUAAAUCGAUAAUUAUUAUAUUCGGUUUUGUUUGAAAAUGCCACAUACACUAGCGACUAUGACAAGUACUACAUCCAUAUCUAUAGUUCUGUAUCCUGCAACUCUUUUAUAAUCUUUCAGACGUCCAACAAUGGCGUGCCGAAUGGACGACGAACAAGGUUAUGACGUGAAUCGUUUAGAAGGUGAAGUGAGAGAAAAUCUGCUCUGUUCUGAAGUUAUGAACGACGACGAGCAAGGUUAUGAUGUCAAUCGUUUCCUAGGCGAAGUGAGAGAAGAUCUGCUCUGUUCUGUUUGCCAAGAUGUGCCAAAGGACCCAAGAGUUUGCCAGAAUGAAGACCAUAUAUUUUGUUUGGCUCAUAUAUCGCGACAUCUUCAUCAAAAUUCUCACACAUGCCCAGUUUGCAGAGACCCCUUGACUCCAGAAACCCUGAAACGUCCUACAAGAUUUUUGAAGAAUUAUUUAGAAGAUCUGAAAAUCAAGUGCGACCACCAUGAUCGUGGCUGUCCUGACGUUGUCCGGCUUGAAGAUCUUCAAAGACAUGUCGAUCAAUGUGGAUUCGCGCCCGUCAUGUGUGGAAAUGAAGGAUGUGGGACCGAGGUGAAUAGACGAGAUAAAGAAAACCAUGAAAAAAAUCUUUGCCAAUUUAGAAUCGCCAAAUGUCACGACUGCAAAGAUAUUAAAGCAAGUCAGAAUGGAAUGAAAGCAAGUCAAGAUGGAAUGAAAGCAAGCCAAGAUGAAAUGAAAGCAAGCCAAGAUGAAAUGAAAGCAAGUCAAAACGAAAUGAAAGCAAGCCAAGAUGAAAUAAAAGCAAGUCAAGACGAAAUUAAGGUAAGACCAGAUUUCAAUGGCAAUCCAUUGUAAUAGACCUUUCCGGUAAUUAAGUCCCAACUACACUGUUUUCAACGUAGGACCACCUUAAAUGGAAUAGAUACAUCCUUCGUCAACACAUGCAUAAAAAAGAUUUUGGAUUUUGAAAUAAGCUUGAAAAAUGUGGAAAUAAGCUUAAACACGAAAUGGCCCCUUUUGGCCCCUCGGCCUCGUUUUCGAGUUUAAGUUUAUUUCCACAUUUAUUGGUCAAAAUCCAAAAUUCUUUUUUAUGCAUGUGUUGAAGAAGGAUGUUCUGCUCCUCUGACCAUAGCCCGUGAGAAACAAACUUAAAAUCCAUUCCAUUUAAGGCGGUCCUAAGUUGAAAACAGUGUUAGUCGUGACGUAAUUACCGGAAAGGUAUAUUGUUUUGUAAGAGUCGUCUCGAGCGAUCUGUGUGAGUGUAGAUAACGACGACUACAACACGGCUCCAGAUUGAGUGACAAACAACUACCUGAAAAUCACAAACAGAUUUUUUAUGUAAUUGUAUCUCUCUCAAUGAACAGCUAUCUUUGUGGAUAUCGACAUACUUUUACAAAGAAAUUUUGCAAGAUAGCUAAUUAUAUAGUCAACAUAUAUUAACCAUAGUUUGUCAGAAUGAAUGCAGUGUGAUCUCUGAGAUCACAUUUUAACACUAAUACUGUAAUUCAGGAAUUCCAAAGUGAAGUGAAAAUUGAGAUGGAAGAAAUAGAAAGGAAACAAGAUGAAAUGAAGGUAAGACAUGAUUGUUUAUAGUUAUUCCUUGCAGUGUUUUAUAGCCUGUCAAUAUCAUUAACACCUUCGAGUUGAAUGAAAAGCUCCAUAUAGGUAUUGAGACCUAAAGCACACACUUUAAUUUAGGAAAAUGUUGGCGAGAUCAAGAAAUCUCAAGAUGUUAUAAAUGUUAGAGUAAAUCAAAUGAAGGUAAGACAACAUUGUGUUUUUAGGGUUAUAUAUGGAGCAAUCAAUAUAGUCUUUUAUAUUUAUCUACUUAGCAAAGCUACGAGUGGACCACGUAUGACCACAAGUGACAAGGAGACGUUUCGUGUAAAUAAAUAUGAAUUUAGAAAAUGAUGAGUUUUCAGUUACAUCCAAAUCUCAGUAAACAUGGCUUCCAUUUCAUGCCGAGAAUUAUAGCACUUUUUCGACUGUUACGACAAUUCUGCUAUUCUGAACCGGGUUUGUCACUCGUGCAAGUCAUUCACUCGUGCGGUAGUGAUCACUCAUGAUCAGAUAUCUUAACACUUCUGUACUUCAAUUAAGGAAAAUGUUGACGAAAUAAAGCAAUCUCAAAAUGAUAUAAAUGAUAAAGUAAAUCAAAUGAAGGUAAGACAAAAUUGUGCCGAGUUUCUUUAGGCUCAUGUAGCUACAUUUAUCUACUUGUCAAACCUUUCAUUCCCUAGCCUGUCUUCCAGUCCAAUACACACAACGGUUGAGAGGACUGGAACACAGACUAUCAUUCCCCAGCUAAGUCAACAUCUUCAUCAAUGCACUUUUUUAACGAUGACGACUCGCUUCAUAUCCUAGCUUACAGAUUGGACGCUUCGUCAAACAGAAUCUGCUGUUUUCCAAAAAAUAGGACAAUUAUAAGAUUAUUUUUUACUUACUGUAUUAACCACAGUUUAUCAUUUGUUCUGAUUCAAAAAUACACCUGAGUGAACCACGUUUGACCACGAGUAAUAAAGAAAUGUUUGCUGUAAUUUGAUUAUAAGUAUAAUUCAAACCUCAGCACUCAGCAAAGAUAUUAUUUUUAUUACAGUACUUUUUCGCCUUUUAUAAUAAUUCUGCUAUAUAUUCCGAAGCGGCUUUUUUGUCACUCCUGCAUGUCAUUCGUAUUUGUUGUCAUCUCUCAGAUAUCUUAACACUUCUACUUUCAUUUAGGAAAAUGGUGACGUGAUGAAGCAAUCUCAGGAAGUUAUAAAUGUCAAAGUAAAUAAAAUGAAGGUAAUACAAGAUUAUGUUGGGUGCUUUUAAGGCUUAUUAUGCGAACAAUUCUGCAUGUUUCACUGGUAAAAACGCUACAUACGUCUACUUCAAAACGUGGGAAAGCUUUCAAUCUAUAAGCCCUAAGAUUUUCAUCAUUGCACAUAUGAUUUUGAGCUUAUACGGAUUGCAAGCUUGGUAAAAAAACAAUCUAUCUGAUGUUUUUCACAAAACAGAACAAUUAUGAGUUAUGUAUUUUUACUCACUGCGUGAACCACAUUUUAUCAAAAUGUAUGCAGUGUCAUCUCCGUGAUAUCUGACCAUUAACACCGCAACCUAGAUAUACAAGUUUUUAAUUUUACUAUUCAGGAUAAUGUUGACGAGAUAAAGCAAACUCAAGCAGAAAUGAAAGCAGAUCAAAUGGCAUUUGAAGCCGAGGCAAGAAACCAAUUUGGAAGAAUGACAGAAAUGUUAAAUCAGCUGUUGGAAGGAAGAAAUAGAAACAACAAUGAUGCUCAAGCUUUGGAUCCACCAGUUCCAGUCAACAACCAAGACAUUAUAAUAAUUGGCGGUUGGUAUGCCCCAGAAAUGGAACGUGUAUUGAAUAGAGUUGAGAAAUUCAACAUAGUAGAAGGGAAGUCGACUCAGUUACCAAAACUCAAUCACCCUCGAGGAAAUUCAGCAUCAUGUCUUUACAACGGUGACGUCAUCAUCGCUGGCGGUUACGAUGGUCAAGCUAGUACAGACAGCAUUGAGAUUUUAAAGAUGAAGCAGGAUCCUUUGCGAUGGACGAUGUUUGAUGGUAAACUGCCGGUGAAGUUAUCUAGUCAUGAAGUUAUAAUUUAUCAAGGCAAACUAUACAUCAUAGGAGGAUUUAACGCAAGAGAAAAGAAAACAACCGAUAAAAUCUACGAGCUUUCUAUUAUCCCGCCUUAUACUGCCAAGCUGCUGGCUAGAAUGCCUCAGUCAAGAAGAAACCACAGAGCAGAGAUUGUAAAUGGAAAACUAUUUAUCUUGGGAGGAUCGACAACAAACCUUAGUAAAGGCGCCAUUGAUAGCGUUGUCGUGUAUGAUUUCAUCAAGAAUGAGCUCAAACCAUGUCCUUCGUUACUCAAGGCUGUCUGGGGAAUGUCCACAGUUACUUGGGGUAACAUGGUGAUACUUAUUGGCGGGCAGGAUAAGAAUGACCAGGUCUUAAAUGAAGUCACCAUGUAUGACAUUGAAUCAGGACAAAGUCAGAAGUUGCCUCCACUGAUACACAAGAGGUUCGGUUCCUCAGCAGUAAUUAUGCAUGACGUCAUUGUUGUAUUGGGAGGAUGGAAUAAGGAGGAAGGGCAUCUCAAUUCACUAGAAAGUUUCACAAUGGGAGGUGAUCAUUGGAGAGAACUGCCAGCAAUGAAGGAAAAAAGACAUUUGGCAACUGCUGUAGUAAAACCUCGCAACUGAAAAGCUCUCCAUAUAAACUUCUUAUUCGCCUUUGCAUGAAUACAGUGUAUCAUAAAUAAUCCAAUAAACGCCCACUUUCUAAUAAACGCUUUCUAUCUAAUAGACACCGCGGUCAACCCAGACUUUGUCAAAACAGAUGCGUCUCUCUUUAAAAAGCCUCUCAUGUGAUAAACGCCCUUCUCCCUACUGGAGAGUUCCCAAGAUUUAAAUAAUUUAAUUAAACAUUUAUUAGAUCGAACGCUUAUUAAAUUAUUAAUGUUGGGCAUAUAGGUGUAAUAGAAUAUAAGAGCUAUGACAGUUGAAGAUUUUGACUUUCGUUCACUCUGCAAACUCUUGGAAAGUGUUAUUUAAGAAACCUAGAUAUGCCGUAUGUAAGAAUAAACGCCCCUCUGUAAUAGACGCCUUUAUCUAAUAAACGCCCCCUUCAAGAUACGAAAAUUUAAUCAACGCCCAGGGCGUUCAUUGGAUCAUUUACGGUACUUUGUGCCAUGAGAGUUGAUCAUCAUAUUUAUAAUUUCAUGUCCUGUAGAUACUAAAUAUGCGCACAAAAGAAAAUAAAUAACAUUGACUGAAACCUGAUCAUAAAACACCGGCCCUGAGUUCUAACCCUUCAAUGAUGGUUACGGUUCGGGGUUGUUUAAUGCUCAGGCUUCAGUCAAUGUUAUUUAUUUCCCUUUCAUUUGCAUAUUUAGUAUCUACACGACAUGAAAUUAUAACCAUCAUCAAUGACCUGCACUUGGGUUAACUCGCUGAUCUCAAACCUAGCGCUGGAUAGUGCAUCCGCUAUGCAGAAAUGAAGACAAUGUCGGCCAUAUUGAUGUGAGCAACACAAAUCUACUGUGGUGUUGAUGACAUAGUGUAAGAGGUUCUUACAGUUUCUAGUUAUCGCUGAGAAAGGAUAAACAUUGUCUGAAUAGAAAUUUAUCAACAGUCGUCUCUCGUCCCCUUAAAUUUGCUCGUGAAUAACUGAUGUCACACCAAGAUGGCUGCUACAAGUCUCAUUAUCUAGUGUUUAAAACGUUCUAAAACUCAUUAGAAGAAAUAUGGAAAGCUAUAUUUUUUAAGUUACAUAGGAAAAGAC